Pleurotus ostreatus (oyster mushroom) is the source of this 1455-nucleotide messenger RNA. RefSeq lists its product as uncharacterized. Gene Ontology annotation, biological process: transmembrane transport. The coding region runs from base 1 to 1455 and encodes 484 amino acids. The transcript has 13 exons. NCBI's taxonomy places the organism in Eukaryota, Fungi, Basidiomycota, Agaricomycetes, Agaricales, Pleurotaceae. Gene Ontology annotation, molecular function: transmembrane transporter activity. The record is from RefSeq and is a predicted model, not a curated record.
AUGGCUUCGGAGUCUUCCACUCGCGUUUCACAUUCCCUAUCCGAAACGAGGUCCAUACAAGAAAACGAAAAGAAUGUCGUGGUAGACAUCCAAAACUCGAAAACCCCUCAGGGGAACACGCACGACCCACAACUGACCGAUGAUGACAUCUGGAAUCUUGACUCUGCGAACCCUCGAAACUGGUCAUUCAGAAAGAAGUGGACAGCGGCGGGGAUUGUGUCUCUGUACACCUUUGUUUCUCCAUUAGCUAGCUCUAUGAUGGCACCGGGACUACUACAAGUCGCGGAGCAAUACCAUGUCACAAAUCCAACAACACUUGCAAUGACACUUAGUAUCUUCUUGUUGGCGUAUGCGCUUGGUCCUUUGGUUCUAGCACCACUUUCUGAAAUGUAUGGAAGAACAUGGGUCCUGCACAUCGCAAACAUCCUAUUUUUAGGCUUCAAUAUUGGAUGCGCGUUCUCACCGAACGCUGGCUCUUUGAUUGCAUUUCGCUUCCUCGCUGGGCUUGCUGGUAGCACACCUAUAGCCUGUGGUGGAGGAAGUAUCAGCGACCUAUUUGCAGAACGAGACCGCGCUGGGGCCAUGGCGGUGUUUACACUGGGACCCCUGUUAGGACCUGUAAUCGGGCCGAUAGCAGGAGGCUUUGUCGCACAAUCCAUAGGCCCUAAAUACGUGUUUAUCAUCAUAGCUGGCUUGUGUGCUUUCAUAGCUGCAGUUGGAAUCCCUUUCCUCCAUGAAACAUAUGCACCUGUUCUACGACAACGACUUGCACGACCCAAUGACCUAGAAAAAUUGAUCGACGUGAAGGCACCUACCGCUCGCGAGAAAAUGCACUACCUGUGGCUCAACAUCAGUCGACCGGGCAUCUACUAUCUCAUGUUUGCGACAUUUGCAAACUUCUUCAAGGAGGCCUACAAUUUCAGUCCAGGUAUCGGUGGUUUGUGUUACCUAGGCCUAGGUAUAGGGUUCUUCAUCGCAACUAUGUUCGGUGCCAGGAUAGGCGACCAGAUAUACGCUAGCCUGUCUGCAAAAAAUGGAGGUGUUGGUAAACCCGAGAUGCGCGUACCAGCACUUAUAUUUGGCUCGUUCUUCGUCCCCAUCGGACUCUUUUGGUACGGAUGGAGUGCCCAGGCCAGGUUAUAUUGGAUCAUGCCGAUUAUUGGCUCAGGAAUCUUUGGUUUCGGUAAGACUAUCGAAACCCUUCCAAUCCAACUUUACUUGGUCGAUGCUUUCAGUUAUGCUGCGAGUGCCUUAGCCGCCGCUUCGGUUCUUCGAUCUCUGUUAGGAUUCAUCUUCCCAUUGUUUGGGCAACAAAUGUACAAUGCUCUGGGGUUAGGUGGCGGUAAUUCGCUGCUGGCUGGGCUAUCCAUCAUUCUUGGUAUACCAUUUCCAAUCUGGAUCUGGUACAAUGGAGAACGGAUACGUCUACGCAGCAAACUGAGCAAAGCCAACUAA